This is a messenger RNA of Armigeres subalbatus, 1313 nucleotides long. RefSeq names its product prostaglandin reductase 1-like. The record is from RefSeq and is a predicted model, not a curated record. Lineage: Eukaryota; Metazoa; Arthropoda; Insecta; Diptera; Culicidae. Gene Ontology annotation, cellular component: cytoplasm. Bases 252 to 1253 code for a protein of 333 amino acids. Gene Ontology annotation, biological process: prostaglandin metabolic process. Gene Ontology annotation, molecular function: 15-oxoprostaglandin 13-reductase [NAD(P)+] activity; 2-alkenal reductase [NAD(P)H] activity. The transcript is spliced from 3 exons.
AAAUUUUUAUCGAUACAAAAUGUAUGACGUCAAUGCUUAAGAAAUCAGAAUACUAAAAAGUUGAAAAUGAUACAAACUCAAAUAAAGAGAAGCUUCGCGCCAUUCACUUAUUAUCAUUGCAUUCCUAAUUGGUGCUUCGUUUAUAAAUAUUUGCGCUGAUAAAUACCGCGUUAUCGUUAUCAAAUUUCUAUUAUUCCAAAUUUUGAAUACGCCAACACCAGAUAGCCAUAUCAUCAUUCCCACAGACAGCAAUGGUGCAGUACAUCGCCAAAAAGUGGAUCUACGCCCGGAAAUUCAAUGGCGAACCCAAGCUGGAUGACUUUCGCCUGGAGGAGGAAGUCAUGCCCGAGAUUCGGGAUGGAGUAGAGUUCCUCGCGAAGGCGGAAUUCCUGAGCGUGGAUCCGUACAUGCGCAUCUACAUACUGUCGUACCCGGUCGAAUCGGUGAUGAUCGGUGGCCAGAUUGCGCAGGUGCUCGAAAGCAAACACCCGGACUUCCCCGUUGGGGCGUACGUGUUCGGUCAGUUCGGAUGGCGAACCUAUGCCAUCUGCAAUCCGGCCGGGAUCGAAACGAGGAAACCGUACGUGUUGCCCGAAUUUGGUCCGGGGUUGCCACGUUCGCUGGGUAUCGGAGCGCUGGGCACGGUGGGGAAUUCUGCGUACUUUGGAUUUUUGGAAAUUUGCCGGCCCAAGGAAGGGGAAACCGUAGUGGUCAGCGGGGCGGCCGGAGCUGUUGGAAACAUUGUGGGGCAGAUUGCAAAGAUUAAAGGUUGUCACGUGGUGGGAAUAGCCGGUUCGGAUGAAAAGUGCCAAUGGUUGAAGGAGAUCGGUUUCGACGCUGCAAUCAACUACAAGGCGGCGGAUGUUGAAAAGGAAUUGAAGCAGGCUGCUCCUGAUGGAGUGGAUUGCUAUUUUGAUAACGUCGGUGGUCAGAUAGCGGCAAUCGUGCGAAAACAAAUGAACCAACGGGGAAGAAUAUCAGUUUGUGGAACGAUCUCCAUGUACAAUGGCAAUCCAGUGCAGGUGGAAGAUCCGCAAAGAGAUUACGUUUGGAAGCAGCUGAUUCAGGAGGGAUUCAGUGUUCAUCGCUGGACGGACAGGUGGUUCGAGGGAAUUAACCAAAACCUAAAGUGGAUCCAAGAGGGCAAGAUCAAGUAUCGGGAAACGAUAACUGAAGGCUUUGAGAAUAUGCCGCAUGCAUUCAUUGAUAUGAUGAAGGGAGGAAACGUUGGUAAAGCUAUUGUCAAGGUGUAACAUAUGUAAAACUGUUUUUACACUCAUUAAAUUUGUAUUAUCCGUCAUUUUCUAUUAGAA